Molecule: messenger RNA, 1089 nt
Organism: Drosophila willistoni
Lineage: Eukaryota; Metazoa; Arthropoda; Insecta; Diptera; Drosophilidae
Gene: angel
Product: protein angel
Exons: 2
Coding region: 124-1065 (313 amino acids)
Molecular function (GO): 3'-5'-RNA exonuclease activity
Source: RefSeq, a predicted model, not a curated record
UAUGCUCUUAAAGACAAUCAUUUCCUACACAGCUUAUUUACGUAUAAUUUUAGACCACUUUUUGGCAUCAAUUUAUCCAUUACCUCUUGACUGCGGUGCAGCAGCAACCGUAGCAAAAAGCAAAUGGAGCCGCGAUACGAUUUUAAAAGAAAAUGGGUGACGUUGUCCAGUUCAGAUAUUUCUCGUCAACGCGCCCCCAGCUUCAAGCUUGUUUCGUACAACAUUCUGGCCCAGGACUUGCUGCUGGAGCAUAUAAAUCUUUAUUUAAAGAUUAAACAGGAGUGGCUAACCUGGCGUCGUCGUUUCGAAAACCUUCAACGUGAAAUAACAAAGCUGAAUCCUGACAUACUUUGUCUGCAGGAAAUGCAGUAUGAUCACUUGCCCCUGUUCGUACAGGGCCUUCAAAGUCGGAGCAAUGGCAAGCGAUUAGAAUAUGUAUACAAGAAAAAAACGGGACAUCGAACCGAUGGAUGCGCCAUUAUAUACGACUCACUUAAGUUCAAUCUAGUCGAACAGCGGUGUGUGGAACUCUAUGAUGACCGUGUAACGCUUUUGAAUCGGGAAAAUGUAGCCCUAUUGACAAAGUUUCGGCUGAAAGACAAUCAAAAACAACCAGAGGAAGAGCCGAAAGAGUUCAUUGUGGCCACCACCCAUUUGCUUUACAAUCCAAAGCGACAGGAUGUGCGCUGUGCUCAGAUCACAAAACUGUUGGAAGAACUACAAACGUUUACGGGCCUAGCUAAGCCCAUAAUUCUGACUGGAGACUUUAAUAGCGAACUUGACUCAUCACCAAUCGAAGUGCUGCUUAGGACGCAGCAUUCACAGAAAUCUUUCAAUUUUGAAGUAUUGGAUACGAGUGAAUCUGCAGCGUCUACAUUGCAACACGAUUGGAUCACUGUGGACUAUAUGCUGCGUUCGAACUGUGCCCAAAGUAAGCAUCAACUUCAGGUAGAUAGCAUUUAUACCUUGCCCAGCAUCGACAGUUGUUGUGAAACUGGGCCUAUACCUAACCACUACCUCGGAUCGGAUCACUACUCAUUGGGGGCAGUGUUUCGGGUCGUUUAGCCAAAUAAACUUGACUCAAAAUUA